AUGCAUUUCUCCACUGCUCUCACGCAUUUGAGCGUGGGUACGGCAGGUGCUGUUGCCGAGCUAGUCUUGGAUCCCAAAUUAAAGUACUGGGUGCUCUUUCCCAUUUCCAUUGUGAUGAUUCUGGUCGGUGUAAUGCGUCAGUAUAUCAUGGUAAUCCUCGGCCCCAAAGUCAAGAGUAUUCCUAGGAAGAAAUUGACCGAAUUCCAGUACAUAAGCAAGGCACAAGCGCUGCUGGGAAAUGGCACAAAUCUGAACCGCCACUCUUUCAACAUGAGACAAGAGUAUCUGGCGGAGGUGCUCGCUGAAGGCAAAUUCUUGGCGCAACAGGGUAAGCCGGAAACGCCUCCAAAUCCUUUGACAGAUCCAAAUGCUUCGGAUGCGAUGAUGGGUAUGGUCAAAGGUAACCUUGCCAAUUAUAUUCCGCAAACUAUUAUUAUGUGGUGGGUUAACCAUUUUUUUGCAGGUUUCCUGCUCAUGAAACUGCCUUUCCCACUUACUGUUAAAUUCAAAGAGAUGCUCCAGAGUGGAAUCAUGACUUCCGACCUCGAUCCCCGCUGGGUUAGUAGUAUUUCAUGGUACUUUAUUUCUACCUUGGGCCUAAACCCCGUGAAUAACUUGCUAUUCGGAAACAGUGAGGGCGACGCCUUGGGAGUGGUCCAGCAGCAACAACAAAUAGAAACCAUGCCUGGCGGUCCAACCCCCGAUGUCAUAAUGAAGAGCUUGGCCAAUGAUAUUACUAUCGCUCAACACGAGUCAUGCUUUGACAACAUUGAGGACAGGGUGCUAGAGCUUUACCAAUAA
Molecule: messenger RNA, 801 nt
Organism: Lachancea thermotolerans CBS 6340
Lineage: Eukaryota; Fungi; Ascomycota; Saccharomycetes; Saccharomycetales; Saccharomycetaceae
Gene: EMC3
Product: ER membrane complex subunit EMC3
Exons: 1
Coding region: 1-801 (266 amino acids)
Biological process (GO): protein folding in endoplasmic reticulum
Cellular component (GO): membrane; EMC complex
Source: RefSeq, a predicted model, not a curated record